UCACCUCAGACUCAUCUCCUGUUAGCCAAGAAUGCUAAAGGAAGUUAGCUUGUUAGCAGGAAGUAGCCGGAGCCGGAGCUCGGCCUCACAGUGUGUAUUUUAUCAGAGUGAGCUGCGUGUCUGUAACGGAGUGUGUCUGGAGGAAAAGCUGCUGUAAACAUGUCUAAAGUCCAAACGCUGAGAGCUUUUGUCCAGCAGCGACUAAGUGCGGCUGCUGAAGAGAUAUUUGAGCUGUUUGAAAGAACGAUAGCAGAGUACGAGGAGGAACUUUGUGGACAACGCAAACUACUGGACGCUGUUUUCAAGCCUGAAGUCCGGUUACACAGAGCAGAUACUCAGCUGCUGUUGAGUAAAGAAGAGGUUCCCCCUGAGCAGCAGGAAUGGACUUUGUAUCUGGACCAGGAGGACCCACCAGUGCCCCCACACAUUAAAGAGGAGUGGAGCCCCAGUCUGGACCAGGAGGACCCACCAGAGCCCCCACACAUGAAAGAGGAAAAGGAGGAAGUCUGGAUCAGUCAGGAGGGAGAGCAGCUUCAAGGGCUGGAAGAGGCUGAUAUCACCAAGUUCACAUUCACUCCUGUCCCUGUGAAGAGUGAAGAAGAUGAAGGGAAACCUCAGAAAACAGAAGCUGAUGGAGAGGACUGUGGAGGACCAGAAUCGGCCAGAAACACAGAUCUAGUCACACAUUUACAUUCAGAUACUGAUGAGAAGACAUCAGUCUUCUCUGAAACUGAGACUGAUGAGAGUUGUGAUUGGAAGGAGAGAAAGGAACUUCAGUCAGGUUCAAACCCGCAAAAUAACAGUGAAUGUAAAACUGGUGAGAAAUCAUUGCGCUGCUCUGAGUGUGGUAAACGAUUCCGCUAUAAGUCAAAGCUGAAAAGACACAUGAUACUUCACACAGGAGAUAAACCAUUUAGUUGCUCAGUUUGCAGUAAAACAUUUAGUCGAAGGGAUAGUCUGACACAACACAUGGCGCUCCACACGGGAGAGAAACGAUACAUCUGCAGUGUUUGUGGCAGAAGAUUCACUCGGUCUUAUCAGCUCAAAAAUCAUCGAUGCGGUGUUUUUCAGUCCUCAGAGCUUCAUCAAACUGAAGAGAACAGGGAUGCCGAGCAUUUGAAAACAGAAGCCGAUGGAGAGGACUGUGUAGGACCAGAACCAGCCAGGAAUUCAGAUCUGGAUACACAUUUACAACCAGAUACUGAUGACGAGACUGAGACGGGUGACAGUUGUGAUUGGGAGAAGACCAGGGAACCUCAGUCAGGUUCAAACCCUCUGCAAAACUAUGAAGUACCUGUAAGUGAUGUGGAAUGUAAUACUGGAAAAACAUCAAGUAGCUCCUUUGAAUGUUCUACAGGCUUUGGUCACAAAGAACAUCUGCAGGAAGAAAACAGAGUCCAAACGGAGGAGAAACAAUUUAGUUGCUCGGUUUGUGGUAAAGGAUAUGUCAAUAAGAACUCUUUAAGGAGUCAUAUGAGGCUUCAUUCAGAAGGGAAACAUUUCACCUGCUUAGUUUGUAAAAAAACUUUUCUAUGGACAGGAGAUCUCGUGAAGCACAUGAGAACGCACACAGGGGAGAAACCCUUCAGUUGUUCUGUUUGUGGUAAAGGAUACUUCAGUAAGAACUCCUUAUUGAAUCAUAUGAGAAUUCAUUCAGAAAGAAAAUGUUUCAGCUGCUCAGUUUGUAAUAAGUAUUUUCGAUGGACGGGAGAUCUUGUGAAGCACAUGAGAACACACACAGGGGAGAAACCUUUUAGUUGUUCAGAUUGUGGUAAAAGUUACCCCAGUAAGAACUCCUUACUGAAUCAUAUGAGAAUUCAUUCAGAAGGAAAAAGUUUCAGCUGCUCAGUUUGUGAAAAAACCUUUCCAUGGAGAGUAGAGGUUGUAAAGCACAUGAGAGUCCACACAGGGGAGAAACCCUUCAGUUGUUCAGUCUGUGCUAAAAGAUUUGGAGAUAAGGGAAAUCUGAGACGACACUUAGCUGUCCACACAGGGGAGAAACGAUUCAGUUGUUCAGUUUGUGGUAAAGGUUUUAUAGAAAGUUCACACUUGAACUCACAUUUAAGAGUUCAUACAGGAGAAAAACCUUUCACAUGCUCAGUUUGUAAGUCGAGUUUCAGUCAGAAAAGCAAUUUGUCCAAGCACAUGAGAGUCCACACAGGGGAGAAACCCUUCAGGUGUUCUGUCUGUGGUAGAGGAUUCACACAAAAGUCACGUCUGAGACAACACAUGAGAACCCACACAGGGGAGAAAUAAUUCUGUUAAAGAUGCACCGAUUGAUCUGCCAGUUUCAAGCUUGAUCGGCCGCUAUUUUUGACAGUAAGAAACUGGUGUUAGUCACAAAUGGGAAAGUUGUGAAAGUUCUUCACUGUGAUGGAGAGAGACACAACGCCCGCAAUUUAUAAUACCUGUAGUCCAAAAUAAGCCGUGUUACCUACCUACGCAUAGAGUUUACUUGAGCAGACGAAUGGCAGAAUAAAGGGCUGCAUGAGUAUAUUUGACAGAAGUAAAUGAAGCUGCAGAGACGCUCGAUGAGCCGAUUCAUUCACACAGGAUUGAAGUACUGAGGGCAAAACUUGGCUCGACACUGAUCAGUUCAAAACUGUGUGACAGACUCCAAAAUAAGUCGUACUUCAUAUUUUCAGCUAAGAAAUAAGUUUUUAUUUGUGUCACAUAUUUUGGUAUUUUUCUGGGUCCUGUUUCGUAUUAUAUGUAUUAAUAUAUAGAAAGUGGUCUAAAAGUAUUUUAUGUCACCUGUACAGCCCUACGCUCAACGUGUUGUUCUAAAUUGUGAUUUAUAAAUGAAAUGACUUGAACUGAAAUCUAAGGCAGGACAUUCAAAACGGUUACGAUAAAAUCUUUGUCAACAAAUAUGCACGAGUAAAAGUAAGUAAAAGUUUUUUCAGUCCUUUUCCUUCAACAAAAUAAACAU
This is a messenger RNA of Micropterus dolomieu (smallmouth bass), 2932 nucleotides long. RefSeq names its product oocyte zinc finger protein XlCOF22-like. NCBI's taxonomy places the organism in Eukaryota, Metazoa, Chordata, Actinopteri, Centrarchiformes, Centrarchidae. Gene Ontology annotation, molecular function: DNA-binding transcription factor activity, RNA polymerase II-specific; RNA polymerase II cis-regulatory region sequence-specific DNA binding. The record is from RefSeq and is a predicted model, not a curated record. The transcript is spliced from 2 exons. The coding region runs from base 160 to 2256 and encodes 698 amino acids. Gene Ontology annotation, biological process: regulation of DNA-templated transcription.